GCCCAACCGUUUAAAUUAUAUUUCAAUUUUUUCUUUGAACACAAUUUCGAACAAAAAUAAAGCACGAUGAGGGGAAAAUUGGAUCCCGAGCUCAUCAGUUCCGCGAUGGAAUGGAACAAUUUCCUUUCUCCGAACCCUAAGAUCGUAAUAGACGAGACCCCCAGUCCCCGAGAAAUUCAUGGUCUUUGCCUCUCUUUUUCUGAUCUCUACAGUUUGAAAUCUAUGUUAGAUCUACUCAGAUGAACCAUCGUGUUCGGCCAUAUCUCCUUCUCCGACGGGAGUUUGAGCUUCAACAAAUCCAGUUCCAAACGCCAUUUCCCGUACCUAUGGUUCCCCAUCUUUUCAUUCUCGUCCGCUGGUUAGAACUCGUGUAUUUGAUUUUCGCUUUCUCUCUGUUUUUAUUUAGCUUUUCGGCGAAGUCUCUCUCGGUUGUGAUGUCGGCCUCUAGCACGGAGGCGAAUUCUGCAAGCUUUGAAACUUCAGUUUUGACGACGGAGAUGAAUUUCGUGCUUGCUGUGUGCGCUGAGGAGAAGCGGGAGGUGAAGCACUUGAUCAAUGUUGAUGAUUGUAAGAGAACUUAUGCAGGUGUGAACUAUAGAAAGUCGAAGCAUUAUUGAAUUGCAUUGAGGUCAAGGUAACAUUUGACUCUAUUACUUUAUCUCGGUUAUACUUGAUUUGUUUUAAGUUUCUAAAGAGAAAUGAAUACUAGAGAAUAUAUGUGAAUCCCUUUUUUUUUUAUUCUGCAGCAGAGCUGAGGUUCCUCAAGUAUAUUAUUUUAUAACUUCAAGCUUUUCUUUCAUUUACAUGAGUGUUGAUGUGCAUCAUUCUUAGUGUUGCUGCUGUUGUAAUUUGAUGCAGAGCCAAAGUGUUGCACAGGGAUGAACAAAGGGUAACUCGAAACAUACUCAAAUACCUUCUUUCGUGCAGUACCUGUUGUGUCGUAUGUCAUGCGUUCUUUUUGGAAUUUCAUAUCAUUAUGCUCUUUGAGUUGAGCUUUCUUCCCUCAUUAUUCUAGGUCAAAAUCUAAUAUUUGUGUAAUCUCUUUUUCUAUUUUAGGUUAGCUUUAACCAAUACGAGUCAAAGGUUAGGAUCAUAUUGUUGCAGUGUUAGGUGUUUCUUUGAUACUUAACUAAAGUUUUCUUCUAUGAGUUUUUCUCCACUUAGUUUCUUGUUCUAUGUUUAUUUUUCUUUACCCUGCUAUUUAGUGAGACGACUUUUAUUUGUUUUAUGGCUUUGUAACAGGUGAAUAUGGUUUCAAAAGAAAGCAAUGAAUGAUGUGGCUAAUGUAGAAGACAACAAAGUUAGAUAUUGUGGAUCUUGCUAGAACAUUAUACCUUUCAUUGUGAAUCAUUAGUUGUAGAGUUUUUAUUGAUUUGAUUUCUUUUUGAUAAUUAAUGCAGUGAGUAAUUUGUAUUGUGAGUGAACUUAGCAAUUUAUGAGAAAUUUGAAAUGCAGAAGCAGGUAACAGGGGUUCUUGAAAUUUAUAAGGAAACUGAUUGCAAAUCCACUUGGUA
This is a messenger RNA of Linum tenue, 1514 nucleotides long. The record is from the annotation of a GenBank genome assembly. NCBI's taxonomy places the organism in Eukaryota, Viridiplantae, Streptophyta, Magnoliopsida, Malpighiales, Linaceae.